Molecule: messenger RNA, 1605 nt
Organism: Verticillium nonalfalfae
Lineage: Eukaryota; Fungi; Ascomycota; Sordariomycetes; Glomerellales; Plectosphaerellaceae
Exons: 2
Coding region: 1-1605 (534 amino acids)
Source: RefSeq, a predicted model, not a curated record
AUGGUUUCCCUGUUUGGGUCGAGCAACAAGCACGACAAUGAGAAUGAGCCGAAUGGCGAAUCGGCAUCCGCAACAGAGCCUCGCCGCUCAGCCGAGGACCUGCGGCCCGCGCCCAACGAACACACGCGACUGCUGCCAAACCGACUUGACAGCGACCGGCCUUUCUUGACGGCCGAUGACCCUGCCGUGAGUCCUUACAACUUGUGGGCCGUGCGGGCGACGCGCUACGCGACAGUGCUGUUCGCCAUCAUCUCGUUCAUCUGGUGGGCUCUGCUGCUCGUUGCCACCUUUGUGACGCCGCCGGGAAUGCACACCAGAGGCUCUGGCUUUUACUCGUUUAGCUAUGCAAGCCUGUCGCUCUUUACGAUUCUUUUUGUCUUGGUCUUCUUCGGCGCGCCCUCGAGAGCUGUGAGAAUGCUCAGCGUGUUCAUGGCCUUCAUGCUGUUUGUCGACAUGAUUAUUACGCUGGCAGUGCAACGGAAUCGGCAUGAAGAGGGCUGGGUUGGUAUUACGAGUGUCAUCUGGGCUCUAUUCGUAAGCCUAUGGGCUCUGAUUGCGGACCGAACUGUUAAAUGGGGCAAAGCUGAGGAGGAGGAACGUUUGACCGGUCGCAUUGAGACAAGGCGGUCAGUCCUCGAAUGGACCGCCGUACUCUUCUCGACUAUUGCCUACGUUAUCCUGUCGAUCGUCGUCGUUCUUCUCACCUUGACACUCAUCGUCCGAUCACUCGAUGCGGGCGUGGCGCCUCCAGGCAAGCGAUACUGGGUCGACGGUGACAAAUACCAGAUCCAUGUCCACUGCGAAGGUUACCACACGAACACUAUGGGCAAGAAGCUACCAACGGUUUUGUUCGAAGGCGGCGAGGUGCCCGUGGAGAAUGGCCUCUGGCAAUUCGCCGACAACGCCGUCAAGAACGGCUCGAUCACGCGCUACUGCUUUGCCGAUCGCCCUGGCUUCGCCUGGAGCGACACGGCUCCUUCGCCGCUGUCUGCUGGAAUGGCCACUGACGCUCUGAGCGAAGCUCUGGCCCGGGCUGGCGAGACCGGCCCCUGGGUGGUUGCCGGCGCUGGAGUUGGCUCGAUGUACACUCGUGUCUUCUCCUCUCGCCACGGAAAAGAGGUUCGCGGCAUCAUGCUCAUCGACCCUAUCCAUGAGGAUCUGCUGGGCCGCUUCGCGACACCUGGGCGAGGUUUCCUGCUUUGGCUGCGCGGCGUUAUCUCGCCGCUCGGUCUUGACAGGCUUCCGGGCGCGCUCUUCAAGGGCCGCAAUGGAAAUGAUCGGAUCUGGGGCUGUGCGGCUCUUCAGAGCGGCAAGACCAUAUUCGCCAAGUUGCAAGAAAGCCUGGUCGCGGACACUCUGUCGAAGCGCGACGUGACCUCGGCGCGUGCAAUUCAGUACCCUGCCACGCCGCUGGUCCUCAUCAGCUCAGGGGUUGAGAUGCGCAGGGACAGCCAGUGGGAGGACAAGCAGAGGGACCUGAGCCAACUGACGAGGAAGCUGCAAUACUGGGACAUUGUCGAGAAGGCACCGCAUCAGGUGUGGUCGACAUUUGAGGGUCGAGAAAGGAUUGAGAAGCGACUGAAGGAGAUGGUCCAUGAGCUGUAA